Messenger RNA from Iphiclides podalirius (scarce swallowtail), 1296 nucleotides. The record is from the annotation of a GenBank genome assembly. NCBI's taxonomy places the organism in Eukaryota, Metazoa, Arthropoda, Insecta, Lepidoptera, Papilionidae.
AUGUAUAAAAUUUUAUCCAGUUUAACAAUAACAUGGUGUUUGUUGCAUUUUUGCGAGCCAUAUAAGUUGUUAAUAGUGUUUCCUAUUCCCGGAAAAAGUCAUUCGAUUCUUGGGAAUGCUUUUGUGAAUCACCUUUUGAAUUCGGGACAUCAGGUUUCAUAUAUAACACCGAUUCCCAUGACACCACGCCCAGGACUGCGGCAAAUCAAUGUUGAAUCUAACUUCAAUUAUUUCGUUUCGGACGAAGAACUCAACAUUCAGAAGUUAAUGACGAAAGAAAUAGAUAUGAAAGACAUGACAACGCUGUUUACAUUGAUGUUCAAAAUAUCCAAUGCAACAGUUCUCCAUGAAAAUGUACAAAUGUUGCUUCACGAUAACUCAGAAAAGUUUGACGCUGUAAUCGCUGAGUGGAUGUAUAGUGAACUGUAUUCAGGUUUCUCUGCCGUCUUCAACUGCCCGUUGAUAUGGUUCCUAUCAGUAAGCCCCCACAGCAUGGCAUUAUCAUUGAUAGAUGACAUCAGUAACCCUGCGUUUACUGCCGACCACGUUCGAUCAAAUUCUAUACCACCAUUCACGUUCUUAGAGCGGGUCAACGAAUUAGCAACUCUGAUACGCUGGAAAUUUAACCGAUGGUGGGUGAAAAGUCGAGACUGCAAAUCUUAUAACCAAGCGUUUGAAUCUGCCAUUUUGAAACGAAAUCUAGUAUACUUGCCUCUUGAUGAAGCCAAAUAUAACGGUUCACUAAUGUUUGUAAACUCACACGUUUCAACUUCAGACGCAAUCACCAUUCCUCGAAAUGUAAUUGAAAUUGGUGGAUAUCACAUAAACAAUACUGUCGAACCCCUGCCAGAGGAUUUAAGAAUGAUAAUGGACCAGUCAAAACAUGGAGUAAUUUUAUUUAGCAUGGGUUCUAUGCUGAAAAGUACUAAAUUACCGGAUAAAAUAAAGAAAGAAAUUAUAAAGUUCAUCAAUGUUAAUAGAGCCGUCGCUAAGGGCUUCGCUAAGAGAGUGGAUCUUAAUGAUAAUACCCCUGUUAACUUGAAGAUCGCUAUUGAUGAAAUCAUCAGUAGUCCUAAGUAUAGAGAGCGCAUCGGAGAACUUUCUUUUAUAUAUCACGACCGUGCCUUAUCACCGGAAGCAGAGAUAGUGCGUUGGAUCCACCAUGUGGUAAGAACUGGUGGUGCAACGCAUCUGCGCUCACCAGCAAUUCUCAUGCACUGCAAAAGACCGCAGAUGCGUCGCCCCUGCGGUACGCGCGACAUACUCGACCCAAUAUACGAAUUCCGCUCCAGGUGG